UUGCAUUUCAUUUCAUCUAUUUUAAUUUUUUCUUUUUUUCUUCAACACCUGUAGGGUUAAAUCCUGGCCUGGCCGCUGGCUGCUGCUUGUGCCCGGAAAAUGAGAAUCCACUCAAAAACAAUCAAUCAAAUACAUAUUGCCUUACAGAACCUCUAGCCAUCCAGUGAGUAAAUCGUCGACGGCAAACUUGCCCAAAUAGCGACCUAAUACCAUUUGCUUUCUCCUUACAUUCAUUCAAGAAAAUUAAACAUGAUGCUUACCUUGCGACCAUGUUUCCCCACCUUUGAACCACUAUCCUCCCCUUUAUCAGUCCUAGCCAACAAAAACCGGACUCCCGUAUAUGCUAAACUCCCGCUUUGCGUGCGGCAUUCUACAGGACGACAGUCGCCCAUGAGGCGAGCUAGGUGGACCAAGCAUCUGUGUGUCCACAUGGCAAUGGACGGUUUCGAGGCUGAUGACGACGGUGAAGGAGAAAUUGAGGACGAGAAUGAUGUCUCGUGGCGUGGAGUUGACGAAGAAAAGGAUUAUGACAGAGAUCCGGAGUUUGCCGACAUUCUUGGCUCUUGUCUUGAUGACCCGGAUAAAGCUAGGUCCAAGAUGGAGGAGAGGCUAAGAAAGAAGAGGAACAAGAUAUUGCACACAAAAACGGGCUCUUCAAACCCAAUGGUAGUGAAGUUUAACAAAUUUGAUUUUACAAAUUCAUACGUAUGGUUGGAGUUCUAUAAUGCCCCACUGGAGAAAGAUGUUUCUUUGAUCUGUGAUGCAAUUCGGGCUUGGUAUAUUGUUGGACGACUUGGUGGAUGCAAUUCCAUGAAUAUGCAACUGUCGCAAUCCCCUCUGGACAAAAGACCAAGCUAUGAUGAUAUUCAAGGAGCAAAUGCUACACCAACCACAUUUUACAACAUUGGAGAUCUUGAGGUUCAAGAUAAUUUAGCUCGAAUAUGGAUGGAUAUCGGCACAAGCGAACCUUUACUCUUGGAUAUAUUAAUCAAUGCAUUGACACAAUUGAGCUCCGAUUAUGUUGGAAUUAAGCAAGUGAUGUUUGGAGGAUCUGAAUUCGAGAGCUGGAAGGAGGACUUAAAAACCGAAGAUUGUUCACAAGAUAUAGGGAAUCUUGCCCAUAUCGAGUUCCUUCUCUUUUCAGUUUCGUUGUGUGAUGUAAGAGAGAAUUUGGACAGCUUCAACACGACAUUUAUCAGCAUUUAUGUUGGAAUUAAGCAAGUGAUGUUUGGAGGAUCUGAAUUCGAGAGCUGGAAGGACUUAAAAACCGAAGAUGUGGGAUACAGUGUUCACAAGAUAUAGGGAAUCUUGCCCUUUUCGAGUUCCUUCUCUUUUCAGUUUCGUUGUGUGAUGUAGGAGGUAUAUAUAGUCUGUAAAAUAGAACUGACAGUACUGCAAUAUUUUGGAUUAUAAGUGCUCUACUACUGGAAAUUCUUGCUCAUUUGUACCUCCAGUGAUUAAGAUUAUGCGGAGGAUAUAUAGUUUUAUUCCCCAUGUUAGCUUUGCUAAUGUUGGGGGGUAAUCUUUGGUGUUUUUAGAAUAAUGUUUGGAGCCUAGAAAACGAAAUUGUGCUAGAAUGUUAAGAAACGAUGAUAUGUUGCUUUUAAUUUUUGGAACACUGAAAUAUGGA
This is a messenger RNA of Striga asiatica, 1630 nucleotides long. The record is from the annotation of a GenBank genome assembly. NCBI's taxonomy places the organism in Eukaryota, Viridiplantae, Streptophyta, Magnoliopsida, Lamiales, Orobanchaceae.